AUGGAGAGCAGCGGGUUGGGCGUAGGCGUCCGCCUUAUCUGCAAGGCAGAGAUGACGAGCACCUGGGAAUUUGAGGAGCCGUUGUACCCAUCUCUGCAGAAUGUACAUUCCAGAGAUGUGCCCUGCGAGCUCGUCAGGGUAAACGCGCCGUCAUCAUUAGUUGAGCCUCUUCAUGUCUACCUUCAUGCGGCGCUGUCGAAAGAGAAGGACUUGUUGGGCAAGUGGCGGGCGCUGUUCAUGAGAUAUUACCAAUCAGAGCGAAAGCUUUGGGACUCUGCAUUCCUUCGAUUUGAACCGCAGUAUCGAUUAAAACAGAUUGAAGGCAUUUUCAAGAAGGUCAAGCGAGGGAAUGUUGCAAAGAAGCCGGUUGUACGAGUCAGCGCCGUGGUGGCCUUGCAGCGCGGGGGUGGUCCGGGCAGCAGGCAAGUUUUGCUUCUUAUGACUGCACAGGACUGCCGCCCAGGGCUGGAGCAAAACGCAGGUGGGGCUGCCGAGGAGGGGCAAAGAGAGGAUGAGAGCGCUGGCCUUGACGCUGCCAUACAAAGGUCAGGCCCGGAGACACUAGAGUCAGGGCAGGCAGAAGCGGCGUUCGCGAGGCCGGAUGCCGGCAGUUUAGGAGAGCACGGGAGUGCUGGCGCACGUAGGGGAGAGAAGCAUAUGGUGGGGGCACCAAAAGAGGAGAACGUGGGGAAGGUGGUGAAGAGCGGCAGUGGAGGCCCUAAUAGCGCAGUUGCCAGCACUUCGAGCUGUCAAGCUGCCUCGGGCAUCGAGGGAGGGGUCAAUGGCGCCGCAGGAUCGCUGGAGUAUGAGUCACCCAUAGGGGACAAGUCUCUGCGGAUGCUGACGGUAGAGGAGCGAGAGAUGCUGCAAAUGCCAGACGCGGCUGACGCUGUGGGAAGUGGGUCGUAUGGAACAGUGUACGAAGUGUUGAUUGAAGGGGGGUCUUCUUGGGCUAGUGUCUUUCCUGAUCGUGUUGGGACCAGGGUUGCUGUAAAAGAGUAUCGCGGCAGAGGCCUGACUUAUCAUCACAGUACUGUGUACACAGUCCAAAACCUUUCGUACGAGGUCAUUCUAGCAUCGGCCUUCUCGCACGACAACGUCGUGAAGCCCUUCGCUGUGUGCAUCGGCGGCUCUGGUUUACCACUGGCUUUCUUCCCUUACUUCAAUCAGGGAUCUUUAGGUUCUGUCCUUCAAAAACGGGAUGACCGCAGCUUGGAGAAGCCCCUCGCUAAGAUUAUGCGGAAGGCCAAGGUUCUUACCGACUUGUGA
Molecule: messenger RNA, 1269 nt
Organism: Klebsormidium nitens
Lineage: Eukaryota; Viridiplantae; Streptophyta; Klebsormidiophyceae; Klebsormidiales; Klebsormidiaceae
Source: the annotation of a GenBank genome assembly